This is a messenger RNA of Colletotrichum destructivum, 945 nucleotides long. RefSeq lists its product as uncharacterized. Lineage: Eukaryota; Fungi; Ascomycota; Sordariomycetes; Glomerellales; Glomerellaceae. The transcript is spliced from 2 exons. The coding region runs from base 1 to 945 and encodes 314 amino acids. The record is from RefSeq and is a predicted model, not a curated record.
AUGCCGACAGUUUCCCACACUUUGGGCCCAAGGUCACUACCAAAAAUCAGUACAAUAGAAAAUGGACCAAUCUCAUCUCUCCAACCGUACGGAACGCUGCUCUUCGCCUCUAGUAUUAUUGCCAUGGUGAUACUAGCCAACGUUCUCGAGCGAUGGCUGCUCCGAGCCAUCUACGGAAAGAUUUAUACAGACCUCCAGUUGCCCGGGAACGAAAAACGCCGUCGUUCUUUCACGUACUACCAUGUCGGCGCGAUUAACACCUUUGUCGUUCUCUGUGUCGGGUUCUACCCGGCCAUGAAAUUCAUUGCUGGAUCAGCAGUACUAUCGACGGACAUGGCGAAAGGCAGUCAAGUUCAAGUUGGCGACCUUCUUUUCAUCAUAGCCCAGAUGUACCCCGCAUACUACACUUUCGAGCUCUGCUACCGCACCCAAUUCGCAAGCCCUCUUGGCAUCGCCCACCACACCGGACUCAUAGCCAUCAUGCAAACGUCGCUGUUGCUGUUUAGUGACUGGGAAAAGCACCCAGAAGCUACCAUCGAGUUUUACAUGUGCAUGAUAUGGGGUGCCUUUGAUGCUGUUGUGGAAUUUCCCAUCUAUAUCUCCAUGAUUAUCUGGCGUGUCAAGCGUAACAACCACAAACUCCUGGCCUAUCUGACAGCCGGUCUCUGUGUCUGGGUAAUUGUCGGCGCGUCUACUGAGGUCGCUGUUACAAUAUAUCUCCUCCACAAGUCGUGGCAAAGAUGGGGAACUGUUUGGAAGUUCGUUACUCCUUUCGUCUUCUCACUAUGGAUCGCUACGCAGCUUUAUGGUGCCUCGAGACUGUUCGUUAUGUCGCAGUCAGAACGGCGCAAGUGUAACAUGGGAACGCUGCGAGAGACUGAGUCUGUCGUCGAGAUUAUUGGAAGAAUAAAAUCCAAAGAGGACACUGCUAGUAUGAGUUCGUAA